CCCACUCUCCCCCCGCGGGCCGUGCGCCCCGGCUGGAGGGCGGACGGGAAUAAAGGGCAACUCCGGGCGGGGCGGCGGACGCGCAGCGCGGACACCCGGCCCCGGACCGCGGACCUAGGCACGGCGCGCGGAGCCCCGCCCGUGGCCGAGCAGGAGCGGCGGCCCCGGGGCCCCUGCCGCGCGGGACCAGGUCUGCAGGGACCCCAGUGCCAGAGAUCUUCCCCCACUACUCCAGAUGGGCAGCCUGCCAUGAGAGGGAGGGCCAGCUGAGCACAUCAGGACACCAGGAUUUGGCCAGAAGACCGUUCCUCUCCUCCCAUCAGGACUUUUCAAAGACUGCUCUGCCAUGACCACAGCACGGUGCCGGCCCACCUGGGACCUGGCCCUGGACCCGCUGGUGUCCUGCAAGCUGUGUCUCGGGGAGUACCCAGUGGAGAAGAUGACGACCAUUGCCCAGUGCCAGUGCAUCUUCUGUACCCUGUGCCUGAAACAGUAUGUGGAACUCUUGAUCAAAGAAGGAUUAGAAACUGCAAUUAGCUGCCCUGAUGCUGCCUGCCCCAAACAGGGCCACCUACAGGAGAACGAGAUUGAGUGUAUGGUUGCAGCUGAAAUCAUGCAAAAAUACAAAAAGCUACAAUUUGAAAGAGAGGUGCUCCUGGACCCCUGUCGGACUUGGUGCCCGGCGUCAACCUGCCAGGCUGUGUGCCAGCUCCAGGAGAUGGGGCUGCAGACCCCGCAGCUGGUGCAGUGCAAAGCCUGCGACACGGAAUUCUGCUCCGCCUGCAAAGCCAGCUGGCACCCUGGCCAGGGCUGCCCGGAGACCAUGCCCAUCACCUUCCUUCCCGGGGAGACCAGCAGCUCCACUUUCCAACUGGAGGAGGACGACGCGCCCAUCAAACGCUGCCCCAAGUGCAAGGUCUACAUCGAGCGGGAUGAAGGGUGCGCACAGAUGAUGUGUAAGAACUGCAAGCACGCCUUCUGCUGGUACUGCCUCGAGUCCCUGGACGGCAGAAGAACAUACAGACCCUCUGCCGUCUGGCAGGAUGGCAGUUUCUGGCCUCAUACAGCCACCGUCUCCCCAGUGUGCCCUGCGCUGUCUCUGCUGUUUGGAAUGAUGUCUGAAGCCUUAAAAAGUCCUUAGGGCCGUCAGAGGCUUUAUGUGUAUAGUUUCUUUAUUUAUCAUAUAUACAAUUAUAUAUAUAGUCCAAAUAUAUAGUCUCUAUAUAUCAUAUAUAGGCUAUAUAUAGUCUCCCUGUAUUAUACAUAAUAUAAAUAUAUAUGUAAGUUGCAUUUUACUGUAUUUCUUUUUUUUGAAAACUGAUUAUUAAAUUAUGUUAUAUUAUCUAAAGUCUGGCCUGCAAUUUGCAAUUCCUUAUCAACUUUUCCUAAAGGGGGAAGGAAAUGAAAUGCCAGUUUUACCUCAUGUUAUCAAAUCUCCUGGUAGAUUUUUUGGGGGAAGUAUUAGAAAUGGACAGACACAGAUUUCCAGAGGGAGCAUUGCUUCUGCUGUGACCUCCCCUGCUACUGUGACCUCCCCGAGGUCUGUCCCCUUUGAGCCCAAAGCUGUUCUCUCUCUGCUCUGGUCUCUGGAGAGACACCCUCUCUGUCCGUCUGUGUGUCCAUCUGACUUGGCUCUAAAGCACAGUCCCUGCCGGCCAGAGGCCCCGUUGUGUCCUGACUCUGCCCGGACCAGAGACAGAGGUAGCACAGGGCAAUUUCCUCCUUGAAGGUCAGUGUCCUUGGGGCCAAGGGUGGCCUGUUUUCCUCUGUAGGUGAUGAGCUGCUGAAAAGUGACCCUGUGACCACAGAAAACAGACCCUGAGGGACAGGGGGUCUGCUCUGUAGCGGUCAGUCAAGGACAGUAGCCGUGAUUUAGGGCAAGUGUGUGAACGUGUGUCUGGAAGCAGCAGAGCUUCUGAGACGGAGGAGGGGCUUACACGGCCCCCUUCCCUCCUCUCGGGAAUUUUCCUCUCCGAGCACCGGCUCCCGGGCACGUACACCUCCCGGAGUUAUCAGUCAUCUUAGGGUGAUUCUUUCCACUCUCGUCCUUGCCCCUGCCCCCCCGCCAGGCCCCGCCCUCACCCGUGAGGCCCAGGACUGCACUGCUUCUUUGCUGCCCCUGCGGGCCCAACAUUCACCGCUUACAGACAGAAGGGACCCGCUCGCCUUCUAUCGUUUUUGGAGUUGGUGGUAAAUGGUCCCUAUUUAUGAAGUGAUGCUUACGUGGGCUGAAGGUUAGCCUAUCUGUGACUUGCGCUGCACAGCCCUGUUGUUUCAUACGGGCACUCCUUCUGUGAGAGGCGGAAUGAUUGUUUCCUGACCUUAAGAAGCAGUCCAGGAAGGUUAACCAUCUUUCCCCAAAGCACCGAAGGAGUGAGGAACGGACUCGGCAUCCACUCUCUGAUCUUUCAGACCCUAAGACCCAACAGCUUGGGUACGACCAGUCACUGUCAGCCAGAGUAGGACAGGAAGUCUCACACCUUCCGUGGUGGAGCUGCUCUGAGGAAUUCACUGUUAUCUGCGAGCAUCUGGUCCACCGUGCUCUCUUUCGCCAGCACCAUUGUUUCUGCUUCCACCCAGAAGCUUGAUGAGGCUUCUCUGAACAAUGUAAGGGAAACAUUCACUCUCACCAUGCACCUAGGUUCCUGGCAGGCCCUGCGGUGGGUAUACCCAAGGGCUUCAUCCAGGAACUUAAAGUCACGAUGAAAUCACUUUUAUAUUGUAAAAGCAACUUGGAGUGCUUUUGUUAGGGAGAAGGCUUUUGUUUUGCUCAGGAAGCAUGCCGUGAGUGUUGGCAACUCAACUCCGCAUGGAGGCCUGGGCUGCCAGGAUGCCGCUGGCAAAAUCCGUGACCUUGAGGGGCUGGUGACCUCCCGACUGAGAAGCCCCUAGUAGCACCUGGUCCUCGUGAGCACAGUGCUACAGGACGGCUGGUGUGGAGUCCCCAGCAGCCCCUCCGGGGUGGGUCACUGGGUCUGGGGUGGGAGUGGGGUGUGGGCACAGCUAUGGAGUUAGCUGACCAGGCAGAGGGCAGAAUGUGGGAGACGGGUCACCUCCAGAGGACAGGACGUGGUCAGGAAGGAUGUGGGCUGUACGUGGUCUGUGUCUGGCCAAGGCGGGGAACAUGACCAGGGGCUCCGUGCCGAGCUAGAGCUGGACCUCUGGCACGGGGGCUCGUGCCCCCCAAACACUGGUCCAACAGCAGCUUGAUGAGGGCCACGUGGGGCAUCUGUGACCUGCGUACACCCCCACCCCCCGACCCAGAGUCAGGAUCCGCGUUUCCCCAGGCGGCCCCAGGGACUGUAACGUGCAGUCCCCGGGUUUGUCCAGCUUUGCCAGGCGAGAGCCCUGAAGACUUUUCAGCUGGGUCACGCAGAGCAGCUCAGCUUGUGUUUCAGAAAACAAAUCCAAAGGCUGUUAGGAGUCCACAGAGCAAGGCCGUGAGAGGCAGCCUGGGAAAAUGAGGCUUAAAGUGGGACGUUACUCUCCGUGGUGUGUGGGUGAAAGAAAACAGAAUUAGGAGUUCGAGGAACAGAGAGUCUCCGUGGACAGAAGUCAUCAGAAAUGGCCCCAGAGAGGACAAGCUCCAGCCAGAAGAGGCGUGCGUUCACCCGCGCCUGUGCUUCCUUGGACAGAUGAGGGUCUAGGACAGGGGGUGAGUCGGGGGGUGACAGUCUGGGCCCUCGCCACAACCCCCAGAAAGCCAGGAUUUCCUGAUGCUCCAGCGUGUGUUCAGGCUCCACGAGGCCGACCUAUAAAAUCAUCAGACUGGAGGCUCCCUGGGAGGACCACCCAGCGGGGCCGCUAAGGACCAAAGGACACCACCGCCCCCGGCUCUGCCCGGCCCUCGGAGGAGUGACUUCCCGCCUCAGACACGCUGGGCCUUGUGCUUAUUUCCCCUUUUCUCAGAAAGAGGCUCUGUUUACAGGCUCAGUUAAGUGAACACACAGCGUCAGCCUCUCUCUUGUGCUGUUUACUGAGCUGGUCCUUUUCAUGGACGAUAGGAGAGAAAAUGGCGCCUCCUGUACAUGGAGAAGCAGAGGGCUUUGUCCAGAAAACGCACUCCUGUUCCUCGGUCGCUGCUCGCUGAGGUUUGGGGGCCGCGCACCGAGCCGGGGAUGUGGUGAGAGAGGCUGACAUCAGCUCAGGGUCCCGUUCCAAGAACCUGACGGUCUGGUGAAGGUUGUCAGGGGAAGGUGAUUGGAGAUGGAGGUGGGACGUGAGGACACCUGGAGGUGGUAGGGUGGGCAGGAUGUUCCCUCGAGCUGUCUCUCACUUCUAGACAGUCCGAGGUGGAGGGUGGGUCUCCUCUUGAGUACUGAGAACAUUUUCUUGGUCUGAGCUGAGAGGAAGGACUUUCAGGGCGAGGAGGAUGGACCAGACAUAAAGGAAGUCAUUGCAUCCCGGAAUAAUCCUGCCAGGGUGGCGGGAAGAUGCACAAGCAGAGACUCGUGGGGAGUAAAGCACAGCCAGGGCUGGGGGCAGCUCGUGGAGCAGCAGGGGCCUCUGACCUACUUGUACAGAAGUCCUGCAUCAGCACAGAGUCCCUGAGCCCGGCGGGGGUGGGGGUGGGGGAGCCAGGCUGCAGCAGAGACCGAAGCUGGAGCAGGGCUCCCUCUAGUGGCCCGUGAGCAGUCUGUCGGGGACGCUCCACGGAGGAUGGAGAGCCCGGGGACUCACAGGGACCUGGGGUGGCAGCAGCUCCCUCUGGGUGUACGUUCUUCCUGUGCUGUUGUCCUCGUUCUCUCACAUCCCCAAUUAGAGCUUUAAAAAAAGAAACUGGGACCAGGCAGGACUCAUUCACUGAACAGAGAGGACUGUCCCACCCACCCCUGUUUUUUCCUUUCCU
Aethalodelphis obliquidens (Pacific white-sided dolphin) is the source of this 4849-nucleotide messenger RNA. It is a transcript of the gene RNF144A, whose product is annotated as ring finger protein 144A. The coding region runs from base 347 to 1141 and encodes 264 amino acids. Lineage: Eukaryota; Metazoa; Chordata; Mammalia; Artiodactyla; Delphinidae. Gene Ontology annotation, biological process: protein ubiquitination. Gene Ontology annotation, molecular function: zinc ion binding; ubiquitin-protein transferase activity. The record is from RefSeq and is a predicted model, not a curated record. The transcript has 8 exons.